GUCACGUCCGACUCAAACUACGGCGCGCGCUAUCUUUAGUGUCACGCAGAUUGAGUUACCGAUCCGCUUGGUCGUUUCAGUCGUUAAAAACGUAAAAUGACAACAAUUCAAGACUCCUAGGAACGCUGGUGUGAAUUUUUAACCUCUUAAAGAGAAGCUGGACUUGUAUCUGCGGUAGGAUGCCAUACGUAUUAACCAUCGAAAACAUUACCUGUUUCCGUUAGCAAAACAUGUCAGUAAACAGACAAGCUAGCUGACGCUUUGCACUCAGUGAAUUUAUAACGCUAGCUUGUUAUACAAAAGUACUGGUAACGUUGUCUUUGCAGGCAAGCCUGUCUGCAUGACAUUUAAGAUAUUUAUAAUACAUUUAGGCAAAGCACAGUAACUGAAGUAGGGAAAGUUGUCUAUUUGUAACUGAUCAGAAUGGAUAUAAAAGGAAUUUCCUUGAAUAGCUAAGAGGGCUUGGGAGUCAUUUUCAGUGACUGAGUCAGUGAUAACUUGGAUGUAAAAAAAAAUCUGUUCCCUGGACCGCAGUGCACGUCUUUCAUCAUGUCCCAGACCAACACUUCUCUCUUGGACGAGGUGGUGCAGUGGAGUCAGGAAACCUGUCGCCAGGAACUCAAGUCUGUCCUGCCAAAGCUCACUAUAUCCUCUCUAAUGUUUGUUGUUUCAUCCAAGUUUCAGCGUUGUAAGCUUAUGGUUCAUAGUGUCACCUGUCUCCAUUACAACACUGGAAAAACAAAAACCCUGGAAAAAUAACCAAAAAUAACAUUAAUCCUGUAGCUGAAAUGAUAAAAUAGUCUGACAGCUGGGAUGAUCACAUACGUAUAUUGAAGAUAAUUACAGACAUGUUCCUCCCUCAUAUUGGUUUGCCAGACUUGGAGGAUGAAUGCUUCUCCAAGAUCUUACCAAAGGCUGUGACGAUGUUUGACAGCAUGAUGAAAGAAAUCAUGGAUCAAGUCGGUGGACUUUCAAGUCAAAACACUGAACUUUGUGCCUUCCUGAGGAAUAUACUGCAGGCAAUGAUGCAGAUAAUUGAUGCGCUAUCCACUUGUGUGCAUCAUAUUAGCUCAUUGGAGGAAGCCCCUGACCUGGAUUCUAUCCGCUCGCUACCAGCUUGUAUCCUAAAAAUUCUGAAAGAAACGUUUCAGCACUGCAAGGACAGUGAGGUGGUCUACUGUGGCCGUCUGUCCCUUGUGGCUGACUUGCUCCAAGGAUUAUUCAAGGAGGCCUAUUCACUUCAAAAGGGCCUUUUAGAGCUGCUGGAUAAGAUCUGCCUUGACAACAGCGCCUCAGACGAGGACGUCUCUGAUAUUGUUACAGUGAUUCAUAGUCUGCUGGAUAUCUGCUCUGUUAUCUCCAACCUGGAUGUAGCAUUGCAUGCAAACACGUGGAAGUUCCUCAUCAAAACGAGUCUGAAGUACCAGUCAUUGGUUGAGGAGCAUCUACAUCACAGUGAAAUCAGCAACAGCCUUGUUGACAACCUGCUGACAUCCUUCCACAACUGUGUGGAGCUGGCUGAACAGAUUAAACAUGCUGGCCUACAGGAGGCCACCCAAAGUCCAGAAUACAAGCUGUUCCAAAAAAGUGCAAAGAUGUGCAGAUUUUUUGCCAACACUUUGAUUCAUUACAUAAAGGAGUUCAAAUUUUUUCUAACAAAAUCUUGUAGCUGCUUCCACCAGCUCUACCUCCAGAUCACGAGUAAAUUCCCUCCCAGCUUGUGCACUCCAGAACUGCCCAUAGCUUUGUCUCAGGAGCUAAAUGCAGCAGCUCUUGUUCCCAUGGAUGCCUUCCUGCUUCAGCUGUUGCCUUUAAGACCUUUUGCUGAAGCUGUCCUCCAGCAAGACCUGCGUUUAAGUCCUGAACAUGAGCUUCCGCACUGUCUGUUGCUGGUGAGCGUCAUGGGACAGCUGGCCGGCCAACCUGAGGAGGUGCUGCAGCUUUGGUAUGCAGGGAAUCAGUUUUCAGAAGAAAAUAUCAGGCUUCCUCUCUUCCAGGCCAUCUUUACUAGUUUCCGGCGUUGCUAUACUGAGCGUAAGGUCCCAGUGCUGUUGCCUGGGGUGAUGUUGAAGGGUCAGGCACAAGUCCAAGUCACUCUGCAUCAACACAUCUGUGUGCACCUCUGUGCCAGUGUGGCUUGGCUUCCACCUGAAUACUUCCGUGUACUGGAAUGUUGCUUGGUUGACGCUGUACUUCAGGCUGAUACUCAAACAGCUGUGUUGGCAGCAGAUGUUUGGUGCUUUACAGCACGGUAUGGGACAGCAGAGCUUUGCCUACAUCAUGUCCUCCUUAUUGCUCAACUGGUGAAAGCAUGUGCCACCGAUUGUUACCAGUCAUCACAUCUGGGCACGCUGUUAAAACGCAUGGUUUUUCUUAUGACGCCGAACCAUCAGAUGGAACUGGUGUCACAUUUUCCACCCUCUGAGAUGGAAAACCUUCAAGUUUGGCACCAUGUUCUCCUCAGAGCUCUUUCUCAGGACAUCUGCCGGCAAGUAGUGACAGAAAUCACUGGUUUAACUCAAAAAGUGCUGGCUGACUGGCAGAAUGGAGGAUACAAACUGGGACAAGUCGACAAAGUGAAUGCAGUGCUGAUGUCUCUCCUAUCGGUGGUUCGAGGCCAGUCCUCUCCCGAAGAGCCGUGUGUGUUGUCUUCUGUGAGGAUGGUCACACAGCUCUGGUUACGAAUGAGUCCAGACCAGUUGCAGACCCACCCUGUGCUCCAGUGGACGCUGCAGCUUCUCUUGUCACUGUCGGCCAUUUUAGUGAAGCACAUUGAACCUCACGUGAUUUGUCAGGCUCUGGUGUGUCUGGAUGCUGUGGUUUCUCAGAAGUGUGCAGAUUGGUUCCUGCUGGCUGCUUUGGAGUUUCUCUGCUCUCUGGGGAAGAUUUUUGUCCCUCCUGACAGCCAGAGUCAAAUUCUUCCGAGGCUGAGUGGCCUGUUUGGAGUCCUUUUGGCUGACGAGUCCUGGCUGUUGCACCAGCACACCCUGGAGGCCUUUUCUCAAUUUGCAGAGAAUACAAACUACGAAGAAGUAAUCUCUCAGAGUUUGAGUGUCGAAGAAACCAAAACCAAAGUGGUUAAUUAUCUUAGCAAGACGGUGAAUGCGCAGGAAGGCAAUGAGUUACGGCUGGAGAGGCUCAAACAUGAGACACAACACAUCAAGCAACACAAUGAGAAGCUGGAGUGUAGCAAAGAAAAGCCUUUCAGCAAACCACCUUCUGAAGUUGUUCCAGACUCAGAGCCAUGCCCUAAGAGAGCUCGACAGGAGAACAGCGCAGAGCAGGAAUACAGCCGCUAUAUCCAGACAGCUGAGAGUGCUUUAAAAGCCCUUCAGGCUCUCACUGAUGGUAAAACUAACAGUAGUGCACCACCUCCACAGUGGCUGGACUCCAGACUACAGGAGCUCCAGACUCUCCUAACCCACAUCACUACAGUCAGACCCAGCAGCUCAAGAUAGAAAACACCCUGAGAUGAAAAACUUUCUGUAUGGAAAACCCACAAAGUCCCCACAACUUUUGCUGCUAUUGAAAAUGGUUUCUCUCUCUUUUUAAAAAAAUGUUAAUAUUUGUUCUUUUUUUUUAUUAAACCUGUUUCUGAAACUUGAAGCAUUUCAUUUCUUUUAGAUAUAGCGUCGAUCGUCUUUCCUGUGUAUGAAAUAUUGUACUGUAAAACAACAGUAAACACAUUUGAUACAGUAAGUUUUACUUUAUUUCACCAUCAACCCAAAAGCUACUAAUAAAUUAUGCAAUUCUGAUUUCACAUUCAUUCAAAGUGCAAGCCUUCAGUUAAUCAAACUGACUCUUUUUGGGAAGACCCAGUAUCUCCGAAACGUUUCUUUAUGCCACUAGUGAAAAUAACCCAUAAAAAAAAAAAAAAAAAAAGGGAGUAGAG
Molecule: messenger RNA, 3892 nt
Organism: Haplochromis burtoni (Burton's mouthbrooder)
Lineage: Eukaryota; Metazoa; Chordata; Actinopteri; Cichliformes; Cichlidae
Gene: firrm
Product: chromosome unknown C1orf112 homolog
Exons: 24
Coding region: 849-3458 (869 amino acids)
Source: RefSeq, a predicted model, not a curated record